GAACAGCAAUCAUGACUGUGGGAAAGAGCAGCAAGAUGCUGCAGCACAUUGACUAUAGGAUGAGAUGUAUCUUGCAAGAUGGCCGGAUCUUCAUUGGCACCUUUAAGGCCUUUGACAAGCAUAUGAACUUGAUCCUCUGUGAUUGUGAUGAGUUCAGGAAGAUCAAGCCAAAGAAUGCUAAGCAGCCAGAGCGUGAAGAAAAGCGGGUUUUGGGUCUGGUGUUGCUGCGUGGGGAGAACUUGGUUUCCAUGACUGUGGAGGGACCACCCCCCAAAGAUACUGGCAUUGCUCGGGUACCACUUGCUGGAGCUGCAGGAGGCCCUGGGGUUGGUAGGGCAGCUGGCAGAGGUGUUCCAGCUGGUGUUCCAAUUCCCCAGGCUCCUGCUGGAUUAGCAGGUCCUGUCCGAGGGGUUGGGGGGCCAUCCCUACAGGUAAUGACCCCACAGGGAAGAGGCACUGUCGCAGCUGCUGCAGUUGCUGCUACUGCGAGCAUUGCUGGAGCCCCAACUCAGUAUCCACCAGGGCGUGGGACUGCACCUACACCUGUUGGUCGAGCAACUCCACCUCCAGGAAUUAUGGCUCCUCCACCUGGUAUGAGACCACCCAUGGGCCCACCAAUUGGGCUUCCUCCUACUCGAGGGAUGCCAAUAGGCAUGCCCCCUCCAGGAAUGAGACCCCCUCCACCAGGAAUAAGAGGUCCACCUCCCCCAGGAAUGCGUCCACCAAGACCCUAGGAUACUAUUGAUCCUUCUUAGUCACUUUUUUUUCCUGCAAUGUGUCUUGUGAAAUGUGUGGAGUGUUUGUGAGCUUUUGUCUCCUCUGCGGCAUUAAUAUUAGCUAAUAAAUGCAUAAAUUGAA
Molecule: messenger RNA, 858 nt
Organism: Mesoplodon densirostris (Blainville's beaked whale)
Lineage: Eukaryota; Metazoa; Chordata; Mammalia; Artiodactyla; Ziphiidae
Product: small nuclear ribonucleoprotein-associated protein N-like
Exons: 1
Coding region: 12-734 (240 amino acids)
Biological process (GO): mRNA splicing, via spliceosome
Cellular component (GO): U4/U6 x U5 tri-snRNP complex; U2 snRNP; U1 snRNP
Molecular function (GO): RNA binding
Source: RefSeq, a predicted model, not a curated record